This is a messenger RNA of Chlorella variabilis, 874 nucleotides long. RefSeq lists its product as hypothetical. The record is from RefSeq and is a predicted model, not a curated record. NCBI's taxonomy places the organism in Eukaryota, Viridiplantae, Chlorophyta, Trebouxiophyceae, Chlorellales, Chlorellaceae. The transcript is spliced from 3 exons. Bases 88 to 501 code for a protein of 137 amino acids.
GUUCCCUCGUGUCCCAAAGCCGCGCAACUCUAUAGAGAGAACUGCUUCUGCAGAGUGCCUCAUUCGCCAGCUGCUCGCGUUGCAGCGAUGAGCCAGCGGCACCAUGGUGGCUACGCCAGUAGACCAGGGCUCAGCGCCCGGCAGCCGCUGUUCGGGGGGGCAGGAGGGGCGCACAGCGACCAGCUGCAAAUCAACAUAGAGUCCGGCACGGUGGAACUGGACGACGAAAUCGACCAGCUGCGCAGCUCAGUUGGCCGGUUGAAGCAGGUGUCAGAGGCCAUUGGCGAGGAGAACCGGCUGACGGCGCAGGUGAUGGACAGCCUAGAGACGGCGGUGGAGCAGGCGCGGCUGAGCCUGCGCAAGACGAUGAAGCGCCUGGGGCGUGCCUACCAGCAGACCAAGUCCAACCACAUGCUCCACCUCAUGGUCUUUGCCAUCAGCCUCUUCUUCCUGGUUUACUUCUGGGCCAAGGUGCACCGGCUCAUCAAGUGGAUCUUCUGACCGCCAUGCCUGGCCACCGGUGGGGCCUGGAACUGCUGGCGCUCGGCGGCUGCUGCACAGUUGGCCCGAUGCCAGUUGCAUGAAGGAACCACGGCUCCGGCACCUCGCACCUUUUGAUUUUGCCACUUGAGGCCUGUUUUUGUCACAUGGCAGCGUUCCGACGCAUUGUCUGCUGCCCACACUCCUGCAUUUAAACUGCUGCUCCGCUCUUCCUCCGCUGUCGCCUGUCUCCGCAACUCCCAUUCCAUACUCUUUCUCCGCAUCCCAUCUCUGUCGCCGCCAAUGCUGGCCAGCCCACCUCGAGCAGAACCCUCCCCUUCCAACAUGCGGCAAACUGAUUCAACAUAUCACUUGCAUGUCAAUUGCGCAAAUG